UUAUUGGCUCGCACAUAUUCGAUGUUCUCCUUUUUCCAGCUCCCCACUGGUGAGGUAAGGGCUCGAUGCCGAGGGACCAACCGCCACCACCCUAGCGGCUCCGGGAGGCCCGAAGAGACGGCACCUCGGGACCUUCUCACAAGGCAGUCCCAAGCGACAGACGGCCUGGCACAGACCGGGGAGCUGCAGGUGCCUCCGGUAUGAAAACUCAAUGGGGUCGUCCAAAAAUGUAGUAAGUGAGCCUGUUGAUGUGGAGGAAGGCUAUAACAUGAUGGCUUCUUUCCAACGCUCUAAUAGUCAUGACAAAGUGAGGAAAAUAGUUGCAGAAGAGGGACGUACAGCAAGGAACCUCAUUGCAUGGAGCGUUCCACUGGAAAAUAAAGAUGAUGAUGGAAAAUCAAAAUGGCAAGCUGGUGGAAAAACAAAGAGGGUGACUCAAGGAACACAGAAGACUGCAAAACAGAGCACUACCAUAGACUGUAAAUUAACAGCAGCAGCAGCUGGAGAUAAAAACUUUGACAAAAGCCCAACAAAAACAAGACAGCCUCGAAAAGUUGAUCUGCGAGCUCGAUACUGGGCAUUUCUUUUUGACAAUCUUAGACGGGCAGUUGAUGAAAUCUAUGUUACAUGUGAAUCCGAUCAGAGUGUAGUAGAAUGCAAGGAAGUCCUGAUGAUGCUUGAUAACUAUGUAAGGGACUUCAAAGCAUUGAUUGACUGGAUACAGCUACAGGAGAAGCUAGAAAAAGCUGAUGCUCAAAGCAGACCUACUUCAUUAGCCUGGGAAGUAAAGAAAAUGUCUCCAGGACGCCAUGUGAUUCCAAGUCCAUCAACAGAUAGAAUUAGUGUGACAUCAAAUGCUCGAAGAAGUUUAAAUUUUGGGAACCCUGCAGUGACAAUUUCUGCAACACGCCUGGCUCCUUCUGGUGUAAGUUGGGCGGAUAAGGUGAAAGCUAAUCAUGGAAAUAAAGCUGCCAGUCCUGAGAUAGCAACUGCACAAACCUGUCUGCCACCUCCAGUACAGAAGUCAUCGCGGAAAAAUGAUCGAAAGGAUGCAGAGGGCUGGGAAACAGUUCAGCGUGGAAGGCCUGUUCGAUCUCGAUCCACAGCUUUGGCAACAAAAACUCCUGUAGCUGCGGAAUCGCUAAAGUCCAAAGGUGACAGUGAUAAAGAAAACAUCAUUUCACCACCAUCAGAGAAUAAGCGUGGGAGUUUGCUCCCUGACAGUGGUGCAUCCAAAAGCACGGAGCUUGUACAGAAAGAUCCUUUACAUCAGCCUGAAGAUCCUCUUACAGAAAGGACUCAGUUAACAGCACACGCCUCAGAAGACAAUGGGAGCACUGGCACGCCGUUGCAAGAAGAUUCCUUACAAACAGUCUCUGAGAUGCCUGCAGUUUUCACAAAUACUGACUGUACUUCAAAAACUCUGCAGAUUAAUGAAGCUUCCUCCCUGACCACUGAUAGUAUAGACCAGCAUCACACAGAAAAAGCUAAAACUGAAACUGAAAUGGAUCCCGCAGAUAUUUCAAAUGUGAGUGCUGCCAGAUUGUCUAUGGCAGAAGUCCUUGCUAAGAAAGAAGAGUUAGCAGAUCGCCUGGAAAAGGCAAACGAAGAAGCCAUUGCUAGUGCUAUUGCAGAAGAAGAGCAAUUAACUAGAGAGAUCGAAGCAGAGGAAAACAAUGACAUUAAUAUUGAGACUGACAAUGAUAGCGAUUUCUCUGCUAGUAUGGGCAAUGGGAGCAUAUCUUUCUGUGGUAUAUCUAUGGACUGGAAUGAUGUCCUGGCAGAUUAUGAAGCUCGUGAAUCGUGGCGCCAGAGUAAUUCUUGGGGAGACAGAGUGGAAGAAGAGCCUGCACGUCCACCUGGACAUGGAAUACACAUGCAUGAGAAACUGUCAUCGCCAUCACGCAAAAGAACAAUAGCAGAAUCCAAAAAGAAACAUGAAGAGAAACAAAUGAAAGCUCAACAGCUGAGAGAAAAGUUACGUGAAGAGAAGACACUGAAGCUUCAAAAAUUAAUGGAGAGGGAGAAGGAUGUGCGGAAAUGGAAAGAAGAAUUAUUAGAUCAAAGACGCAGGAUGAUGGAAGAAAAAUUACUGCAUGCAGAAUUUAAACGUGAAGUGCAGCUACAAGCAAUUGUGAAAAAAGCACAAGAAGAAGAAGCUAAGGUAAAUGAAAUUGCAUUUAUAAACACCUUAGAAGCUCAGAAUAAACGUCAUGAUGUGUUGAAUAAACUGAAAGAAUAUGAACAGCGCUUAAAUGAAUUACAAGAAGAGCGCCAACGAAGACAAGAGGAAAAACAAGCACGUGAUGAAGCAGUUCAGGAGCGCAAAAGAGCCCUAGAAGCAGAACGGCAAGCCCGAGUUGAGGAGCUGCUGAUGAAGAGGAAAGAACAAGAAGCGCGGAUUGAACAGCAGAGGCAGGAGAAAGAAAAAGCACGAGAAGAUGCAGCACGGGAGAGGGCCAGAGAUCGAGAAGAGAGGUUGGCAGCUCUUACUGCAGCUCAACAAGAAGCCAUGGAAGAACUACAGAAGAAGAUUCAACUGAAGCAUGAUGAAAGUAUCAGAAGGCACAUGGAACAAAUUGAACAAAGAAAAGAGAAAGCAGCUGAAUUAAGUAGUGGAAGACAUGCUAAUACUGAUUAUGCACCAAAACUUACACCAUACGAACGAAAAAAACAGUGCUCAUUAUGCAAUGUCAUGAUUUCAUCAGAAGUAUACCUUUUUAGCCACAUUAAAGGGAAAAAACACCAACAAGCUGUGAGAGAAAACAGUAGUAUCCAAGGACGAGAGCUUUCGGAUGAAGAAGUGGAGCACCUGUCAUUAAAAAAGUACAUUGUGGAUAUUGUGAUUGAGAGUUCUGUUCCUGUGGAACCAUUAAAAGAUGGAGAGGAGAAACAAAAAACUAAAAAGAAAGCCAAAAAGCUAAAGGCGCGGAUGAACUCCAGGGCUAAAGAAUAUGAGAGUUUGAUGGAAGCAAAAAAUGCUGUCUCAGAUUCCCCAUUUAAAGCCAAGUUACAGCGAUUAGCAAAAGACCUUUUAAAGCACCUCCAAAUGCAGGAUAGCUGUUCGUUGGGGAACAACAAGGUCUCUGCUCUGGACAGGACUUUAGGAGAGAUCUCUCGUAUUCUGGAAAAAGAGAACACAGCAGAUCAAAUAGCAUUUCGGGCUGCAGGAGGACUGACUGCCCUUGAAAAUGUUCUUCAGGCGGUGACCUCUCCCACCAAUCUGAAUGCAGUUUCACGGAUUCCUUUUAAGUCACUGUGCAAUACAGUAAAUGUUUACAGCCUCACAUGCAGUAAUUGCGCAGAAAACUGCACCUAUGUUCUUUUUAGUAACAAGAUCACUUUUCUAAUGGACCUGUUGAUACACCAGUUUACGGUUAGUGUUCCAGAUGAUCAUAAUGCUACUUCAGGCAGAAGUGCAAAUAAGCAGGUAUUUGAAGGUUUAACAACAGGACUUCUGAGGAUAACUGCUGUGAUUUUCAGAUGUCUAAUCUCCAGCUUCCCAGAUGGAAACAGCCACUCCACUGCACUGAAGAUACUACAGGAAGUAAAAAGUAAAUCCUCACAAGUGGAAGCCUUCAACAGCAGAGUCCAAGACUUGAUCAGUUACGUGGUGAACAUAGGAUUGAUAGACAAGCUGUGUUGCUGUUUCCUCUCCGUUCAAGGCCCUGUUGAUGAGAAUCCCAAAAUAGCAACUUUUCUGCAAAACGCCACAGCAGUGUUGCAUGGAAUAUGUCAACUGUGUUUUGCUGUCAAUGGAAGAUCUUGGAACAUAUUUGACAACACACGUCAGGACCCCACAGGACUAACAGCAGCUCUUCAGUCUACGGAUCUGGUUGGAGUCUUGCAUAUGCUGUACUGUGUUCUUUUCCACGGGACAAUUUCGGAUCCAAACACAGCAAGUCCUAAAGACAGCUAUGCAGCGAACACAGUCCAGGUUGCCAUUCACAGUUUACGUUUCUUCAAUAGUUUUGCUAUUCUUGAUCUGCCUGCCUUUCAGUCUAUUGUGGGUGCUGAAGGACUAUCCCUUGCAUUCCGGCAUAUUAUCAGCUCUCUGCUGUGGUACUGUUCCCAGCAUACCUGUGAAGGAUUGCUACACGAAGUCAUUAUUUGUGUGGGCUAUUUUACUGUAAACAACACAGAUAAUCAGAUCAUUGUACAAUCUGGCCGUCACCCCACGGUGCUGCAAAAACUAUGCCAGUUGCCUUUCCAGUAUUUCAGUGAUCCUCGUUUAAUCAAAGUGCUCUUCCCUUCGCUAAUAGCUGCUUGUUACAAUAACCCUCAGAACAAGAUCAUCCUGGAGCAGGAGAUGAGUUGUGUUUUACUCGCCACGUUCAUUCAGGAUUUUGCACAGAGUUCAGGCCAAAUGGAGAAUCAGUUAUCUCAGCAGAGGGAAAAAUUUUUCAAUUCUCAAGAUUAUCUUGAGCUGUCCAACCGAUUCCCCCGCCAGUCCUGGGAAGAAGCUCGACAGUUCUUCUUAAAAAAAUAAGUGUUGUAUUUGGGUUUAGAAUCCCUAACAUCGUCGUGCUCACCGGUUCCUGCUGACUACCUUCCUUAAAAGCCUAUUCCGAAAAGUUUUUUUAUACUCUAAAAUACUUAUGCUGUAGAUACAUAAUUUGCACUAUUUAUAUUCUAAGUACUGUAGAUACUUUCAAGUUCUGUUUUGUAAUUUUGAUAAGUUUAUUUCAUUCACAUAUCCUGUCAUGAUUUGGGUAUUUUCUACCCUGUGAUGUGGUGGUACUUGCACUGCAGAACUGCUGAAACAAGAUUGCAAAUAGAGAAAAUAUGUUCUAUAUAUCUUGUAAUAAAAUAACUUAUUCUGUCUGUAGGGUGACUUCUGCGUUACAAAUGUUGGUGUGUUUGAAUUAACAUAAGCAACGCAAGGCUCGGAGAGAAAUAAAAAAAAAAAAAGACUCCUAAGAUGCCUUUCCAGUUAAUCAAAAGUCUAAAGAAUGUCAGAUUUGGCUCCAAGGAAAGUUCGCUUAUAAUUUUUUUGGUGAUUUGGGAUGUCAUGCAAUACGGAUUUUUUUAAACCAUACGCAUUUUUAACGUUUCGGUAAGACUUUAAUAACGCUUGUUUAAACCUCCUGAUGUUCCCUUAACGGCGAAGGUUCCGCGAAGCAGAAUUAAAACGUGAAAACGG
This is a messenger RNA of Grus americana (Whooping crane), 5143 nucleotides long. It is a transcript of the gene SCAPER, whose product is annotated as S-phase cyclin A associated protein in the ER. Bases 212 to 4489 code for a protein of 1425 amino acids. The transcript has 32 exons. The record is from RefSeq and is a predicted model, not a curated record. NCBI's taxonomy places the organism in Eukaryota, Metazoa, Chordata, Aves, Gruiformes, Gruidae. Gene Ontology annotation, molecular function: zinc ion binding; nucleic acid binding.